Messenger RNA from Nilaparvata lugens (brown planthopper), 2755 nucleotides. Its product is annotated as organic cation transporter protein. NCBI's taxonomy places the organism in Eukaryota, Metazoa, Arthropoda, Insecta, Hemiptera, Delphacidae. The record is from RefSeq and is a predicted model, not a curated record. The coding region runs from base 461 to 2158 and encodes 565 amino acids. Gene Ontology annotation, biological process: transmembrane transport. The transcript is spliced from 11 exons. Gene Ontology annotation, cellular component: membrane. Gene Ontology annotation, molecular function: transmembrane transporter activity.
CACCAACGCUUCUCAUCCAACUCAUUAUGACAGUUUAAAGUGAAUUCUACCAUAGCUUUAUCAAAAUAUUGCUCAAUAUUAAAAGAUUUUAUUUCCAGAUUGUUCAGUAUUUAUCCAUUAAUGUCCACGUGAAGAACACUACUUAAUUUCUACUAUAAAGUGACCAACAAUGCUAAAAUUCGGUGAUCUUCCAAUUGAACUUGAAAAUUUAUUGUGAGAUAAAGUUUAAUAGCUUGUUAAAAAUGGACGAAAUGCAUUUUGAACUGAUUUUCAAGGUGAUAAAUGUAUCUAGUCCAUGAGGUGAUGAUCUUAUUUCGAUUUUCAACUUCAGUAGAGAAGCAGUCCUUUAAAAUUGGUGGAGUCUUCUAGAAUUUUUUUUCUAGUUCCUAUUUUUAUUUAAUAAGUGGAGUGAAUAUUUGUGUGUUUUUAGUGGUAGUGUAUGAGUGAUAGAUAAUCUAUAAUGCGGUUAAUGAUGGAACGAGAAACGUCGGCAGUGGAGGCAGCCUUGGAUAGGGUAGGCUCCCAUAGCAGCUGGUGGCUGUGGGGUGUUUUCGCCCUCACCACCCUGCCAGGGGCAUUCAACGCCAUGCACAUCAUGUCCUAUGUCUUCCUCACCGAUGUCCCUCCACACUGGUGUCAAGUCAGCCAAUUACAAGCGGCCAACUGGACCCAGGAGCAGAUCAGGAACGUUUCAUCUCCAGAAGCAUCUGAAAGCAACUGCUUCAAAUACGACUGGAACUAUACGCUAUUCGCCAGCAUUGGAUACAAUGAGACAUUGGACUACAUAAGUAAAGCGACACAUAAACCAAAGUUAAUAGAAUGCCUGGCUUUCGACUAUGAAGAGAGUUCGCCCAAAUCUUCAAUUGUCAGUGAGUGGGAUUUGGUUUGUCACAGAAGCCAUCUCAGAUCAUUCUCACAAGUUACAAUCGCUUUUGGAAAAUUUGUUGGAGGAUUUCUGUUUGGAGUAAUUUCUGACAAGUAUGGUCGGAAACUGAGCUUCGCUAUAGCGACAUUGCUAUACAUGACUGCUGGACCUUUGGCUGCUCUAGUUCCUAGUUUUAUUAUAUUCAACAUUGCCAGGUUCACAAUAGGAAUCGCUGGAUCUGGAGUCUACGAAACAUCCUAUACUAUUUUGACUGAAAUAGCGGUUAAAAGGUUCAGAACGCUGUUCGGAUGUGUGUUCAACAUAUCCUACCCUGUGGGCUACAUCCUGCUUCCAUUGGCUGCCUGGGUCUCCACAGACUGGAGACAGUUGCAGCUCUACAUAUCGUUGCCACUUCUCAUUCUUAUGAUGCAUUUCUGGCUUCUCCCUGAGUCACCUCGUUGGUUGUUAUCUAAGGGAAGAAAAGGAGAUGCUUGGAAGAUUCUAGAAAAAGCCGGAGGAAUAGACAGAGAUAGCAUUGAUAGACAAGAACGUACUGCUGUCAUAGAAAGAGUAUCGGUUACUGAUCAGGAAGAGCCUGAAGGAAAAUCUGCCAUACAGCGGUUACUGCAGUCGCUGAAAAAAGUGUUCUCUCUGUACGGCACAUCGGAGAUUAGACGAAGGAUAAUUGUCUGCUACAUUGCAUGGUUUUCAGCUGCCAUGUCCUACUAUGCUAUCGCACUGAACGCAGACAAUUUCACAGCUAACAAGUACAUCUACUGUGCUUUGAACGGGGCGGUUGAGGCGCCCGGUUAUGUCGUUUCUUUCAUCUGUUUGUCCUCUUUCGGACGAAAGCCAGUCAGCAGUUUACUAUUCCUCAUAUCAGGCUCAUCGUUACUGUUUAUCCUGCUCAUACCGCAAGAUUACCAGAUGGGAAUCCUGCUGAUGGCACUAUUAGGGAGAUUCUGCAUAUCGGCAGUAUUCGCGGUUAUCAUUCUACAAACCUCGGAACUUUUCCCCACCAUAAACAGAAAUUCGGCCAUAGGCACAAGUCUCACGGUCUGCCAAUUGGGGGCCGUGGCUGCACCUUAUGUCGUCGAUUUUAUGGGAGGCAAAGAAUACUGGUAUUUACCGAGCACUUUAUGUGGGAUCCUGUCCAUUCUGACCGCCAUACUUGUCGCCUCGCUACCGGAAACCAAAGAUAAGCCACUGGCCAAUACCGUUGAAGAUAUCGACAACCAAUCAGAGAAGGUCUCUUUUCUCUCCUUCUUCAAACUCAUCUGCUUCUGUCGGUGACAACAUUUAGUCUAAGGCUUGGUUGCACAAAAGCUGGUUAGAUUUUAAUCGUGGUUAAUUUCACGAGAACCAAUCAGAGAAGGUUUUUUUUAAAGGCGGUUUCUCGGAUUGGUUCUUGUGGAAUUAAACACGGUUAAAACUUAACCGGCACUAAGUCUGUUAUUUAUUUUGCGUAUGAAUGAGGAGAAUCGUAUAAGAGAUCUUGCCAACUGUAUAAAGGAUCCUGAGAAUAUUGUAAUAUAGUGAGGUCCACGUUAUAAUGACAGUGUUUGAUUAGCAAUCAUACCUAUCUUCUGUGCCUUGGUUAGAGGCCAGAGGCUAAAGUCACUGUAUUGAAUAUCUACAGUAACUAUAAAAAUAUUAUAGUGAUUAUCAUAGUCUCUGUAUUGAAUAUCAUCCAGCUUGCACUAUGUACUGGUGAAUUUCUAAAACAAUCUACUGUCAACUUCAACGGAAAACGAAGGCGUCUAUGGAGAGGUCCAUGUUAUAAUGGCAGUGUUUGAUUAGCUAUGGUAUUGCUAUCCUUGUCUAUCAUCCAACAAGCGGAUAGCGCUAUCUCUUUAUCUCUUUGCUCUGUUGCCACAUCGUCUUUCAACA